Messenger RNA from Naumovozyma dairenensis CBS 421, 1497 nucleotides. RefSeq names its product Nam8p (gene NAM8). NCBI's taxonomy places the organism in Eukaryota, Fungi, Ascomycota, Saccharomycetes, Saccharomycetales, Saccharomycetaceae. Gene Ontology annotation, biological process: mRNA splice site recognition. The record is from RefSeq and is a predicted model, not a curated record. Gene Ontology annotation, cellular component: cytosol. The transcript has a single exon. Gene Ontology annotation, molecular function: mRNA binding. The coding region runs from base 1 to 1497 and encodes 498 amino acids.
AUGUCAUUCAAUCAAUAUCAAAAUUAUUCUCGUAAUGUUAGACCUGAAAACAGUACAUAUGGUGAAACAAAUUACCAACGAUCAAAUGCAAGUUACGAUUAUACACGACAACAGCUGCAACUGCAGCAACAACAACCAUCUGUCAUAACUUCUUCACCAUACGUGUCAUCUUCAUCUUCAUCUUCAUCUGAUCCACGUAAUAAGAAGACCCAAAUAUACAUGGGUGAAUUAGAUCCCACUUGGACAGAAGCUACAAUUAAAUCAAUAUGGAAAUCUCUUGGGGAAGAACUAAUCAAUGUAAAAUUGAUUUGGAAUAAAAAUCUUGGUUUAAAUCAAGGUUAUUGUUUUAUUGAAUUCCCAUCCGAACAACAUGCAUCAAAUGCUUUGUUAAAAAAUGGUAUUAAUAUUCCUGAAUUCCCUAGAAAAAAGGUUAAGCUAAAUUGGACAUCAUCUUCUUCAGCAUCAUUACAAGGAUCAUCUAAUAGCGGUCAAGUACCUUCGACUAGCACGAACUAUUCCGUCUUUGUUGGAGAUUUGGCAGCUAAUGUAACAGAGGGACAAUUAUUUGAUUUGUUCAUUAGUAGAUUCCAAUCAACUUGUCAUGCUAAGAUUGUUCAUGAUCCAGUAACGAGGGCAUCUAAAUGUUAUGGGUUUGUGAAGUUUAAUGAUUUACGUGAUCAACAAAGGGCAUUAGUUGAAAUGCAAGGAAUCUUUCUUAAUGGUAGAGCAAUUAAAAUUGGUACCACGACGGGUGGUAGUGCUCAUACUAACACAGAUAAUAAUGCUCUUGCGCCCAAUAUUGCAAACAGUGGUGGUAAAAGUCGUUUCCAAGGAACUACGACGAACUCACCAUCUUCUCCAGCUAAUAUCGGUAGAGGGAAUACAAGCAAUUAUAGAUUAACAUCAUUAUCUUCACAGUUCAUUUUCCCUGUGCAACAACAACCUCCAUUAAACCACUUUACAGAUCCGAACAAUACAACUGUAUUUGUUGGAGGAUUAUCAUCGAUGGUUACAGAGGAACAACUUCGCCAUUGUUUCCAACCAUUUGGUACAAUUAUAUACGUCAAGAUACCAAUUGGUAAAGGAUGUGGAUUUGUUCAAUAUUUUGAUAGAAUUUCCGCAGAGACUGCAAUUUUAAGAAUGCAAGGGUUCCCCAUUGGGAAUUCAAGAAUUAGAUUAUCAUGGGGUCGUUCUUCAAGACAACAGGGGCAAGCUUUAGCACAACCCGUUUUACAAGAACCUAUCUAUGGAUAUGUUCCUAACCCAGAUGUUCCAAAUACUUUUAACAGUACGAACACAAGUAACAUUGAUAGAAAUAAUUAUUUGCCAGGGUUUCAAGAAUUAAGGUACUCUAAUUUACCAACGAAUGAUACAAUUUCCAAUCAUAAUAAUAGUAUAAUUGAUAAUAAUGUUACUACACAAAACGAUAUUUCAAAAAAUGGAAUUUCUGCAUAUGAUAGAUUAGAAAGGGGUAGUAAUGGUUUCACAUUCAUAUAG